AAUACAGACGUAAUGGUUUUGUUAUUAAUGGUUCUACAUUCGUUAUUCGUUUUAAAUUCUGCAACUGCUAGACAGCCACACGUUUACAUAAAAGGAAAAGUUGGUGAUUACUUGAAGAAUACCGACUGGAAGCAAGUUAAGGCACAGGCCUCCAUAAGCGGACCUGUCAUUCUAGAUGUUCACAAGCAGUAUAUCCUAAACAAAGGACUUGUCUAUUCAAAUAUUUAUAGACCAAGAGAUUGCUCCAUCAUUUUGAAAUUCUCGAAAACAAAGUUGAAAAGUGGUGUAUACACGAUUUACCCUGACCUCAGAUCAUCAACCAAAGCUUACUGUGACAUGGUCACCGAGGGAGGGGGAUGGACGGUUAUCCAAAAUCGUUAUGACGGAAACACUACCUUUGACCGGAAAUGGAAUGACUACAAAGCUGGUUUUGGUAAUCCAUCUAAAGAAUAUUGGAUAGGAAAUGAUAAUCUCCAUGCUCUGACCCAGCACGGUAACCAGGUUCUCCGAGUGGAUCUUCAGAAGUUCUCAGGAGAUCGUGGUCAUGGUAAAUUUUACAACUUCGUCGUUGGAAGCGAGGCUAAAAAGUACAAGCUUUCGGUAGAAGGGUACAUUGGAAAUAUCGGGGACGGUUUGAAAUAUCACAACGGAGCAUAUUUCAGCACUAAAGAUGUUGACAAUGAUGAGUCUGACUCUCAUUGUGCGAAAUCUUGGAGCGGAGCCUGGUGGUACAAAAGUUGUCUGCAUUCCAACCUCAAUGGAAUCUUUUCGAAAACAGAGAAAUCUGGAGCCCAAUACAUGAACUGGUUCCAGUUCACAAAAGCCAACAAGGCUUUGAAAACGGCAAGAAUGAUGAUAAGAAGGAAAAUGUGAGGAAAUAUGGCUUUAGCGCAAUAAAGAGAGUGUUGAGUCUUC
This is a messenger RNA of Saccostrea echinata, 915 nucleotides long. Its product is annotated as ficolin-2-like. The transcript has 6 exons. NCBI's taxonomy places the organism in Eukaryota, Metazoa, Mollusca, Bivalvia, Ostreida, Ostreidae. The coding region runs from base 13 to 873 and encodes 286 amino acids. The record is from RefSeq and is a predicted model, not a curated record.